AACAUAGUCGGAAUUAAAAUACUUCAAUAUUCUAUAUUAAGUACAUCAGUAACAUUAUCGCUCAGUCAGCUCUCACUUUCAUUAUCUCUCAAAACGUACAUGUAUGGGCGUUGUCGGUUAUAGUAGGCCUACCAGUACUUGAGUCGAGUGGGCGUGGUCGGUAGUAUUUUAUCCGAGGCCGAUCGAGCCCUCUGUCAGACAAAAGCAUGGCGGGUAAUUUGCCUCCGCACGGUGACAUUCUCCGUUUGAGCGAAAUCCAUGAGCGGGGGCCGCUUCUCAUGGCUGGAAAAUCUGUCAGAGUUAUGGGAAAGCUCACUCGGUACGAUGCCAUUGAGCAACUAGCCCUCAUAACAUCCUCCGAGCGCAACUCCACCCAUCACCUGCAAGUCAACACCCGUCUCGUAGAGCCAUUCCAGUCCAGGAUCGGCUCCACGUUUCAGUUCAUUGGCGAGAUGCCUUCGGAGAUGGAGAGGGAUGCUGACAUGGUCGUCCAUGCCAGGGUCGUCCGGUGUGUAGAUGGAAUCGACUCAACCAUGUACUACAACGCUUGUGACGUCCAGAGGAAAUUCUUGGCAUCAAGAGGACCAGCAGCGGCGGCAUCAAGAGGACCAGCAGCGGCAGCAUCUGCAUCUUUAACUACUUGAAAGCAAAUUAUGUGAGGUUUGUUCGUAUGUCGAUACCAUCCAAUCAUGGUCAGAAUGAAAGAAUUCAGCUCCACAAUCUUUGCUGUGAAUCUGUAUGGCCUCCAGACACCAGAGGGGCGUUUCACAAAACAAUUUGUCAUCAUGACAAAUGACAAUUUGUGUUAUAAGCUACUGAAAUCCUUGCUUCUGAUUGGUUAUCAACAGAUUUGUCACUGAUUUUUGUCAUUUGUCAUUGAAAAAAGGCUUUGUGAAACAGGUCCCAGUUCUCAAACUUACAGAGCUAUAGAUCUGUAUGUUUGGGAUAUGCCAGUGACAACGAUGGUCGACCUCUCAACUGCAGAGGUGAAUUAACUUGGCCAGGAUAAUCAGCAGAAAUUCUGCAAAAAAAUUCUUGUUAGAAUGUGAAAUGAUCCAUCUUGUUUGUUCAAUUCAAUGCCAUCAAUAACAAUCAAUUGGAUCUGUAUUAUCUUGAUAAUAUAGCCUAUUCCGGCUGUUUUUUUUAUAUUGUUUUAACCAUGCGGUCUGGCUUCUGUGCAUCGCCAAUGCAGAUUUUUACAAACUUUUGAUUUAAGUUCCCCAUAAUGGGCAGCUUAGGCAAUUUGUAGGAUGUUUGGUAAAUGGUAUGCGGUUAAUUGUAACUUGAUACUACUAGGAGCAUCCAGUCCACUGCUGAACGAUGGUUGACCCAUUCUUGCCACAGCUCUUUCUUUUUUUGAUGAACGAGGACCACUCUUUGAUGGAGAUGUGUCGUUUCAAAGAGGAGAAGUAAAGAUCCCUUUUCAGUGAGUUUCCUUUUUCUGCCUUCAGCCGUGGCUUGCCCAGGUUCCCCAGACUUGGACAUCUUUCAAUUCGAAAACUAUUUUUUUUUCUUAGUCACCUUUCAAUUCUGUGGCAGUGAUGAUAAUGAGAAUUAUUUUCACUGUAACUGUCUUCUUUUAUCAGUGACAACCUCAACAAGAGUCACACAUGUGUUGGUGAUUGCUACCCUUUGUAUGAUGAUAAAGCAGUAUUUUAUUGGCAAGGUUGAGUCAAGAUAUUGGUGAAAAUACAUCUCUCAGCUGCUGGCAUGUGUACAAAGCUGAAUCUUAUAUUUUUUAUUUUUUGUUGUUGAUUGGUUGCUUUUAUUCAUGUUCCAUGCAAAAAUAAAAAGUAUUACCGCUAUACAUUUUACAAAACAUUAACAUUUCUUUACAUGGAAAUAAUUAGGCCUAGAAAUGGUAGUUCAUAACAUGAAAGAAGGUUGUGUAAAUCAUUAAAUGUGAAAAUGAAAAGUAAACCUACUUAAAAGCUAGACUUUAUUAAUCCAUUGCACAUGAUAUGAUUGUGGUGGAACACACAUUUGUUAUAGCCUGGAUCCCAAGCUUGAUUGAGCUUAGUAUUUAAUGGUUUGACAUUAGUCUGCAUGCACAGACACUUUACCACAAAUCCCAAAGCCUUGAGUAGAGCCUAGCUCUGUCAGGCCCUGCUUCUCUCGCUGUGCGUGUCCAUAGCAUCUAAAGUACAGAACCCAUGCAGUAUGCUAACGGCAUAGUCUUGCAGUGCAGACACAGUUAUGAACAGUGAUUAACAACAGUUUGUGUCUGCAAACUAGCAUACCUUGCUAGACUAUUUACAUAAAUGGUAAAACUCAUAAAAGCAACAAAGAGAUCUCUCAAUAUUUGUUUUACAUUUGUUUGUGGCUACAAGACAACAGAAUAUUGAAUGAUGUCAAUGUAAAGAGAUUACAUUUUACAGUUACUUUUACACAAAAUUAUGGAGUUCAGCGUUUGUCUCUAAAGCAUACAUGAGUGAAGCGCCUAUAAGCUAUAACCGGUGAUAUCAGUUUUUCUAUCUUCUAAACUUUGCUGCAUAUACUUUUCACAACAACUCAUAUGCUGCCUUAUUAAAGAUUAUAUUUUAAGAUGAAUCCUAUUUUUGUAAGUGUGAUCAAACAAUGAGAAAUAAAGCCAAAGCUGUAUAUUCAGGAA
Strongylocentrotus purpuratus (purple sea urchin) is the source of this 2611-nucleotide messenger RNA. RefSeq lists its product as uncharacterized. The coding region runs from base 207 to 644 and encodes 145 amino acids. Gene Ontology annotation, molecular function: telomeric repeat DNA binding; single-stranded DNA binding; telomerase inhibitor activity. NCBI's taxonomy places the organism in Eukaryota, Metazoa, Echinodermata, Echinoidea, Camarodonta, Strongylocentrotidae. The transcript is spliced from 2 exons. Gene Ontology annotation, biological process: negative regulation of telomere maintenance via telomerase. The record is from RefSeq and is a predicted model, not a curated record. Gene Ontology annotation, cellular component: CST complex.